AGUAACAUGGAAUAGGCUACUUUGCUCUAAUGGGCGGGCAAGGCAAGGCUAUGGCCAUGCCGCCUUCUCAUUCUUCCGCACUAGCAGGAGCUUCUUCCAGCCCUAGCGCUUCUUCCUCGUGCUCCUCCUCUUCCUCCUCGGGCGCCGCGGUCAUAGGUCUCAUUCGAGAUAGGGAUUCUUCGUCCAGCGCCUUGGAUCAUCAGCAGAGUAAGCGACGACAGCCUCCAGCGCCCGCGAUCGAUGAGGACGACGCUCCAAGUGCUAGGAUUCCAGCAGCAGCGGCGGCGGCAGCGGCAGCUCCAGCUAAGGAUUCCCUUGCCUAUGCCGAAAUAUUGCUGUCGAGGAGCAAGUUCGCGGAUGCCCAGCUGCUGUACAAGAGCGUGCUCGAGGCGGAGCCGAGCUGCGUCCAGGCGCUGGUCAGCAAGGGCGUUUGCCUCCAGAUGCAAGGUAAUGCGCGCCAGGCCUUGGAAUGCUUCGCGUCGGCGCUCAAGCUCGAUCCUUCCAAUGCUCGAGCCCUAACGCAAUGCGGCAUUCUCUACAAGGAAGAGGGCCAUCUGCUCGAAGCAUCCGAGGCUUAUCAAAAAGCGCUCCAGGCAGACCCAAAGUACAAACCAGCCUUGGAAAGCCUCGCGGUUGUCUUGACUGACAUUGGCACCAGCUUGAAGUUGUCUGGGAACGUCCACGAUGGUAUGCAAAAAUACUUUGAGGCGCUUCGAGCGGAUGCUACGUACGCGCCGGCGUUUUACAACCUGGGUGUCGUUUACUCGGAGAUGCUCCAGUAUGACACAGCUUUGAACUGUUACGAGAAGGCCGCGGCGCACAGGCCUAUGUAUGCCGAAGCAUACUGCAACAUGGGCGUCAUCUAUAAGAACCGGGGAGAUUUAGAUGCGGCAAUCGCUUGCUACGAGAGGUGCUUGGCUGUCUCUCCAAAUUUUGAAAUCGCAAAGAACAAUAUGGCGAUCGCGCUGACAGAUCUUGGCACUAAGGUGAAGCUUGAGGGAAACAUCCAUCAAGGCGUUGCUUAUUACAAAAAGGCCUUGCUCUAUAACUGGCACUAUGCCGACGCGAUGUACAACCUCGGUGUUGCGUACGGGGAAAUGCUGAAAUUCGACAUGGCAGUCGUGAUGUACGAACUGGCAUUGCAUUUCAACCCUCAGUGUGCGGAAGCAUGUAAUAACUUAGGAGUCAUUUACAAGGACAGGGACAAUUUGGACAGAGCCGUCGAAUGUUAUCAGGUUCUUCGUGUUUUUUCUGUACAAGCAACUGCUGAAACAAUCGUGUGCAUGCAGAUGGCUCUUACAAUAAAACCCGACUUUUCCCAGUCUCUCAACAACCUUGGCGUCGUGUAUACCGUCCAGGGAAAGAUGGACUCUGCGUCGGCAAUGAUCGAAAAGGCGAUCCUCGCAAACCCUUCUUAUGCAGAGGCUUAUAACAAUCUCGGUGUGUUGCAUCGAGAUGCCGGAAAUAUUUAUCUUGCAAUUGAGGCUUACGAACGUUGCUUGCGUAUAGACUCGGACUCUCGGAACGCCGGGCAGAACCGCUUAUUGGCAAUGAAUUACAUAUAUGAGGAUGAAGAUAAAUUAUACCAUGCUCACAGGGACUGGGGCAAGCGGUUUGUGCGUCUAUAUUCUCCAUAUACAACUUGGAGCAAUUCCAAGGAACCUGACAGACCACUAACCAUAGGAUACAUCUCACCCGAUUACUUCACUCAUUCUGUCUCCUAUUUUAUAGAAGCCCCGCUUAUGCACCAUGACUAUAGUAACUACCGGGUUGUCGUCUAUUCUGCAGUCGUCAAGGCAGACGCUAAAACACAACGCUUUAAGGACGCAGUGUUGAAAAACGGUGGUAUGUGGAAGGAAGUUUAUGGAAUCGACGAGAAGAAAGUAGCAGCUCUUGUCAGAGAAGAUAACGUGGAUAUCUUGGUAGAACUUACUGGGCAUACAGCAAAUAAUAAGCUCGGGGUUAUGGCGUGUCGUCCGGCUCCUCUUCAGGCCACCUGGAUAGGAUAUCCAAACACAACUGGGCUCGCCACAAUUGAUUACAGAUUUACAGAUUCAUUGGCUGAUCCGCCAGAUACCAGACAAAGGCACGUAGAGGAACUUGUUAGGCUGCCGGGAUGCUUUUUAUGCUACACACCUUCUGCCGAAGCAGGCCCAAUCGUUCAAGCCCCGGCUUUGACAAACGGCUUUGUGACUUUCGGAAGCUUUAAUAAUCUAGCGAAGAUAACUCCCCGGGUUGUUCGUGUUUGGGCCAGGAUACUCUGUGCCGUUCCGACAGCCAGACUAGUUGUCAAGUGCAAGCCAUUCUGUUGUGACGGAAUAAGGGACAAGUUUCUUGCCAAAUUCGAGGAGCUGGGCGUGCAGCCGAUGCGGCUUGAUCUAUUGCCUCUCAUUCUGUUAAACCACGACCACAUGCAGGCGUAUUCGUUCAUGGAUAUCAGCCUCGAUACAUUUCCAUACGCGGGUACCACGACCACCUGCGAAUCGCUCUACAUGGGGAUACCGUGCGUUACAAUGGCAGGCAAGGUCCAUGCAAACAAUGUGGGUGUUACGUUACUGAGCCAAGUCGGCUUGUGUAAUCUAAUCGCCCGGACGGAAGACGAGUACGUGAAGAAAGCUGUGGACUUAGCUUCGGACGUUUCAAAGCUCUCGGCAUUGAGGACUGGACUCCGAGACAGGAUGCUCAAGUCCCAACUUUGCAAUGGCCCGAGCUUCGUCCAAGGCUUGGAAGCGGCCUACCGUACCUUGUGGCAAAGGUAUUGUCAGGGAAUUGUACCAUCGCUCGUUAGGCUUAGAGACGACCAGGCCGACGGCACCCACUCGGACAACACGAACUGGGUGAACGGCUUCAAGUCGACAGCAAAUGGUUUUGGGUCGGCCAUUAUUUCGGACACUAGAACCAGGUAGAAAGGUACGCACGCUUCCAUUUUAUAGGCCAGAGGGAAGGAUCACUGGGAUGAAGCACUUCACCAUUGUUUCCUCCUGUCUUCCUUUUAUUUACAGUGCAGGGAGUGCAAUACAGAGACCACCAAAUGGACACAAAUAUAUAAGAUUUCCGAUGAUUUCUAGUUGCA
Messenger RNA from Selaginella moellendorffii, 3073 nucleotides. Its product is annotated as probable UDP-N-acetylglucosamine--peptide N-acetylglucosaminyltransferase SPINDLY. Lineage: Eukaryota; Viridiplantae; Streptophyta; Lycopodiopsida; Selaginellales; Selaginellaceae. Gene Ontology annotation, molecular function: protein binding. The coding region runs from base 30 to 2906 and encodes 958 amino acids. The record is from RefSeq and is a predicted model, not a curated record. The transcript is spliced from 16 exons.